CCGAGCUCCCUCGCUUUCCUGCCCGCUGUCGGAUCCCCACCGAGCUCCCGGCCGAGGAUCCUCCGCCUCUUGGUCUCUGGACAUUAGGGUUAGAAAUAGGGGGCUAAGGUUUCGAUUCUUGAUCAUAUCCCUUCCAAGAAGCGGGAGAGAGAGAGAGAGGCCAUGCUUCAUAGCCAGUUCGAUGGAACUUCUUCCCUCUUCGCCGGCGUCAGCAUCAUGCCUUCUCAGGCAACCCAGGCCACCGAUCCCUCCUCCUACUACCCCGCCAAGAAUCGGGGGGCUCAGGGCGCCUUCCCACUGACCGUGAAGCAGAUCGCUGAAGCCUACUAUGCCAGCGAUGACAAGUCCAUCCUUACUGUCAAUGGCUCUGAAGUCCCCAGCGUCAGGCUGUUGGGUCUGGUCAUGAAUAAGGCGGAGAGUGACGCUGACGUCUCCUUCACCCUUGAUGACGGAACGGGCCGGAUCGACAUCAAUAGAUGGAUCAAUGAGUUCACAGAUGCAAAUGAACUGGCUGCUAUCCAAAAUGGGAUGUACGUUAGAGUCAAUGCUCGUAUGAAGGGGUUUCAGGGCAAAAGACAUGCCUUCUCUGUGAGGCCGGUGACUGACUUCAAUGAUAUUGUGCUCCACUUCAUUGAGUGCAUAUAUGUACAUGUUGAAAACACCAGACUGAAGGCGCUUGCGUGUAGAGAGAUACAGAGAGGUGUUCCAGCUUGGAUGCAGCCAAAUCCAAUCACCCGUACCCCUUUUUCUAAUAGAGUGAAAGGAUGUGAUGCUCCUCUUACCAAUCAAUCUUCAGCUUUUUCAAGCAUGAACAGAUCUGGAAAUGACGUGUACAACUUGGUUUUGGGAGUUUUCCAGGAACCAGCAAUCCUCAGUGGCCGUGAACAGGGGUUGCAUGUUGAUGAAGUUAUUGCGAUACUGGGCUUACCAACACAUGAUGUCAUGGAUGCAGUUAACUACCAUGUCGAUUUGGGCCACAUUUAUUCUACUAUAGAUGAAUAUCACUUCAAGUCCGCAUGCAAUGGCUGACAUGCACUGAACAAAUCUGGGAACCAAGCAAUCAAAGAAAGAUUUGAGAAGCAGGUUUUCACAACGUGAACAUUUUCAGCAACUUGGCGAGUAAAGCAAUAAGCCAAACUUUUUUCCUUGUAGUGCAGUUCACCGUAUUUGGUAAGAUGUUGGGACGAUGCUAACAUGAUCACCAAAAUUCUGUUGGUCACUCAAGUCUUUUGUUUUUUUGAGUAUAGCAUGGUAAUAAAGCAUGACCUCUCAAAAAAAUGAUAGAAAAU
Molecule: messenger RNA, 1289 nt
Organism: Elaeis guineensis (African oil palm)
Lineage: Eukaryota; Viridiplantae; Streptophyta; Magnoliopsida; Arecales; Arecaceae
Product: replication protein A 32 kDa subunit B
Biological process (GO): nucleotide-excision repair; double-strand break repair via homologous recombination; DNA replication
Cellular component (GO): nucleus; chromosome, telomeric region; DNA replication factor A complex
Molecular function (GO): single-stranded DNA binding
Source: RefSeq, a predicted model, not a curated record